AGAGAACGGUAGGACAGUGAAAUCAAGAUGGCGUCGCGUGUAUGGUGCGGAUGAUCGCAGUGUUCGUACGUUGAUAGAGAUUACACCAAAGUUAGACAUAUUAUCGGGCGCCAUGUCGGGAAAUCCGCGGGACAUGGACGGUUUUAUGCCGUUGCUGUCCACGACGGAUAUAAAGAAAAAACUUUCGAUCGGUGAUUUGGUACUGAACUACCUAGGUGACCCGGAUAAGAGCAUCGAAUGCCAAGACAUCGGACUUUUUAUCGACAAUGUGAUACCAUGGCUAACCAACGGCAAUCCAAAGGUCGUUCAAAAUGGGUUGGAGAUCCUCACGUAUCUUGCCGAUCGGAUGGGUCAUGAUUUCAAGCCUUAUAUUUCUACAGUAAUACAGCCAAUGAUAGAUAGGCUAGGUGACAGCAAAGAUGCGACUAGGGAGAAGGCUCAUUUGGUUCUUCUUAAAAUCCUGGAGAAGGGUUGUUUGACACCCCAACAAUUGUUGGACAGAUUUCGUCCUGCCUUCACCCAUAAAAAUGCUAAAUUAAGAGAAGAAGCAUUGGUUUUAUUAACGACAACCUUGAACGAGCAUGGCGCAGACGAGAUGGCUCUCUCUGGUGUGAUUCCCAGUAUCGUCAAACUACUCUCGGACCCGUCCGAAAAAGUUCGAGAAACUGCAUUAAACACGCUAACGGACAUGUACAGACACAUUGGCGAGAGGUUGCGCGUUGACUUGCAGAGGAAGCACAAUGUGCCGCAAGCCAAACUUCUCUUGUUGAUUAAAAAAUUCGAUCAAUUGAAAGCAUCCGGCGAUUUGUUACCUCUCGCAAUGUCAUCCGAUGUUGGUAAAGACACUGAUGAGCCUGACAGAAUGAUUAAGUCAGCACCUUCGAAAAGAACGGCUGCACCUCUCAAAAGAGGCCAAUUUGGCCCAGCAAAGACACCAAGUUCUGCAUUAGCUACGCCUAUACAUGCAACGGUUCUACGAGCCACAACCGUCAGUAGGUCUAUGCCACAUAGAUUAACAUCAGGUCAAGCUGGUGCUGUAGAUGAAGAAACAUUUUUAACAUCGUUUGAGGAUGUAUUAAUGGUUAAUUUAUUCUCUGCAAAGGAUUUGGAAGAACAAAUGAAAAAUAUUAAAGAUAUUAUUGGAGAUGAUAAGAAGGACUGGAAACAAAGAACAGAGAGUAUGAAAAAACUUCGAGCAAUUGUUCUUGCCGGUGGUAUGAACUAUGAGAAUUUUUUGGAUUGUCUUAAAAGUAUACAGCGACCAUUUGAAACUGCAUGUACAGAUCUUAGGUCACAGGUUGUUAGAGAAGCUUGUAUUACUUUGGCAUUUCUGAGUCAGCAUUUAAAGACCAAGUUUGCCAGUUUUGGAGAAUCAGUUCUUUUGACUCUAAUGAACCUCAUACAGAAUAGUGCCAAGGUCGUGGCAACAGCAGGGGCUGUAGCAGUUAGGUUUAUCCUUCAAAAUACACAUUGCAGUCGAUUCAUCCCAAUCAUUACAUCUUCGUUAAAUAGCAAGAGUAAAGACAUUCGUCGGGCUUCGUGUGAAUAUUUAAAUUCAAUUUUACAAACGUGGCCUACUCAAAUGUUGCAAAAACAUGUAAUGGUGUUGCAAGAGGCUAUUAAAAAAGGAAUCGCUGAUUCUGAUUCUGAGGCAAGAGUAUUCGCCCGAAAAUCGUAUUGGGCUUUUAAAGAGCAUUUUCCGGAACAAGCAGAGAUACUUCUUAACAGUCUUGAUGCAACAUACAAGCGUUCACUGAUGUCUCUUAGUAACAGCGGAAGCAUCAACAGUUUAAAUGUAGUAACACGAUCAACAAGCGUUAGUCCAAGAGCAUCAAGACCUGCGUUAAGUGCCACAGGUAGUACAGAAAACUUACAUCAGACACCAGGCCAACCUCAUGGCCCUCUCAGACGUACUCCGUCAUUACCUCGUUCAUAUCGUCAAUCCGGCAUCCCAAUUCUACAAAGACCCACAGAUAAUCAUUAUCGAGUCACGCCGGGUGUUAGAUCUACUAGUGCGAUAGAUUUACAAGCUGCCCAAAGAGCUAAAGCAAGAUUGACAUAUGGAAAUAUGAGUAGAUACAAAGCUACACUUCAUAAUGAUCAUAGUCAUCAGGGUAAACAAGCAAGACACAGUAAAUCACCUGAUACCGCUGCUGUUGCUAGUCCUGAGCGGACAGCUAGGACAAGAACAAGGGUAGCAGGAGUUUCACAAUCGCAACCCAGCAGUAGGUCAGGCUCACCAUCGUCGAGGUUGAGUUAUACAACGUAUAAUCGUGAAGGAGAAUCAUUAAUGGCAAGACCAAGGAAAUUAUCUGGACAUGGUAUUCGAAGUACAGGCAAUAGCCGUGAACCUAGUCCACAGAGAUUUGGAAUGGAUCGAAGUUUUGCAUCUAAAAUACGAGGAAGGAGUUUACAUAUGUCACCAACAGAUAGACCUCAGUCUAGACCAGUUUUGGCACAAAAGAUGUUACAACAAUCUCGUGAAGCAGAAUCUGCUUUAGCAGAUGCAUUUACUUUUGAUAGUAUUGACAGUUGUUAUAAUAGAGCUACAAGAGUUAAAAGCGAACACAGUGAUGACAGCGAAACUAGCAGUAUAUGUUCAGAACGCAGCAUGGACAGUUUCAGGCGACCUAGUGAUUCGUUCUCAUGGAGUGGCUCCCAACAAAGACUGUACCGUGAUAACUGGGAUCAGUCUAUCCCAAAGGAUAUUAAAGAAAUAAUAGAAAAUUGUGCUCACAAACAUUGGGGUGACAGAAAGGAGGGUUUGCUGGGACUACAACAUUUUCUUGCAAAUGGACGUACAUUGACUGCAAGUGAAUUGCGUAAAGUUACGGAUAUUUUUACUAAAAUGUUUAUGGAUUCGCAUACCAAAGUGUUCAGCUUAUUUCUGGAUACUUUAAAUGAACUAAUUACGACACAUAAUGAAGAUCUUAAUGAUUGGAUAUACGUUUUAUGUGCGAGACUUUUAAACAAAUUGGGUACAGAUCUAUUAGGAUCUAUUCAAGCUAAAAUUCAUCGAACGCUGGAUGUUGUAAGAGAAUCUUUCCCUGGUGAACAACUAUUACCAGCUGUAAUGAGAUAUUUAACCGAUCCGACGCAAACGCCAAAUUCUCGUGUAAAAGUUGCUUCCCUUACAUUUGUUACACAAAUAGCGGAAACGGCAGAACCUUCUGCUCUAAACAAUUCUGCAGGGACUGCUCUAGCUAGAUUACUUGACUGGACGAGCGAUGUAAAAAGUCAAGAUGUUAGAAGGCACGCACAGGAAGCGUUUAUAGCACUUUACAAUUUAAAUCCUCCACAAGUUACAAUGAUUUUAGCGGAAUUACCGAAAUACUAUCAAGAAGCUGCAUUGCCCUUGGUUCAGAAUUAUUUGAAGUCAUCAGGAUCGAGUAAUCCAGCUUCUCCUGGAACUCCACCCCCAAGAGCUCAACACUCUCCUGCUCGUAAUAAGAAGAACGAUGUUGAUACGGCAGAUGAAAAUUUGGAAGAAGUUUAUAAAAUCUCUUCCUACAGAUCGUUGCGACGUACAACAGCGGAAAUUCAAAAUUAUGGAUUCGAGCGUUUAGAAAGAGCUACAACAAGCAAAGAUAGUGGUAUUAGUAAUAUGGCUGAUUUAGAAGAAAGGAUAGAAGGUCUAACGUUAUCUAAUUCGGGAAGGUCUUCUUCAGUAUCAUCACCAACACAAAGAGGACGAUCUGUUACAAAUAUAACAGUAAAUGGUUCGAGUGAUACAAUCGCUGGAGAUCUUAUAUUACCUCAAGAGAACAAUGGUUAUAAAAAUCAUGGAUCAUCCCCAGACUCCGCCAAAAGACCAGAAAUAUUAGAUAAUAUGAUUAAAACUAUACAAUCUAAAUUGACGCAAACUUCCGAAAAAAUAACAGCUUUGCAGAAUUUUCAGGCAUAUGUUCGAGAAGGAGACGCUACAUAUGUCAAACAAAAUUUCAAAAAGCUUCUCAAAACAUUAUUAGAUAGGGUAAAUAGCGAUAGUCAACAGUUACAAAUAGAAGUACUUCAGACCUUAAUUGAAAUGCUCAAAUGUCCAGAACUUUUGGAAUGUUUUUCUGUUUUUCCUGAAUUGUUGGUAUUGAAAGUAAUCACUGCCCAUAAGUUUGAUGAUCAGAAAGCCGAUGGUACUUCUAGCGGAGAUAAUGUUAGAGCGCCGGUAAGGAUGACAGAGGCACAGGUUCUUCGGACAGCGGAGAAGUGUGCAGCGACAAUUGCUAUUGCUCUCAGACCAGAACAAAUUAUUCUUGUUGUGUCAACUAUAAUAACAACAGAACCAUUUCCUUUAAAUAUGGGAGCGAUUAAAAUGCUUCACAAGAUAGUUGAACACUGGGGACGCGAAGCUAUAGAGCCUCAUCUUUCGAAAAUUAUGCCAGGACUUAUUAAGGCAUACGACGAUGUUGAAAGUACGGUUCGUAAAAGUGCAGUUUUUUGUAUGGUAGCAAUACAUGCAGCGGUUGGAGAAGAAGUUUUAAAACCCCAUUUGAGUUCUCUAUAUGCAAGUAAAUUAAAGCUUUUGUAUAUUUACAUACAACGUGCACAGCAAACGAACAGUCAACCGGCAAGUCCACGAAGCAACAGCAAAAAUUAACUAACAAAUAAUUCUGCGACAUUAAGGAUCGCAAUAUUAAGGAGAUUCGCACGCCUAAGUGCAAGACAUGAACGAAUGUUGGUUAACUUUCUCAGCAAAUCGAAUCCGUGAUCGUUGAGAAAGAAUCAGUCGUCGGUAGUACGAGUACAGUUGUGCCUCCUGACAGUGAUGUUACACGAAGGCGAAUUUAAAACAAAUUUUGUUGAAAAGUGAAAAAGAUAACAUUUUAUUAUAUGUCACACCGAUAUAAGCGAAUUUAUUCGAUCAGACAUUAGGCAAACCGUUAAUAAUUAACUUAUUUCUUUUUCUAAUAUGAUAUAUGACGUCUUUACAUUUCACUUCGAAUAUUAAUAUUAUAUAAGCGUAGCGAAUCCAAUCGCGAAUAUAUAUGCAUAUUAUGUAUGUUGGUUUUGAGGUAGGAAUGAACCUACGCAACAUAAAUUAAGUGGGCAAACAGUAUGACCUCUUCUUUUUUUCUUUAUUAUUAUUAUAUUUUUUAAUUUUAUUUCUGUGUUUAUUUACAAACAUAAUAUUUACUUGAAUGAGAUCUGACAGGGAACCGAUUUCAAUGGUAUAUAUUAGGGCAGACUUUUUAUUAUAUAACACGCGUUAUUCUUGAAAUUUAAUAGUAUAUUACAGACGCAUCGUAUGAUCUGUACAUAUUGCUAUAUGUUUUACGAAGAAUUUUCGAAAAUCACGGUUUGUAUACUUCUCAUUUUGGAGAGACACUAGUUUCUAUCAUCUUUGUAAAAUUAUUUAGUUUUAAGUGAUCUUUGUGUUUUCGUAAAUGUUAAUAUAGAUAUCUUAUUAUUUUUCAUUAAACAGCGGUAUUGCAUAUCUGUCUUUUAUCCGAAUCUUCCAUAAAACCUAAAUGCAGAUCAUAUUUAGUUGUAUAUAAAAUAUAUAUUGAUUAUACGAGAGACUGAUAUUAAAAAUCGUACUACGUUGUUUAAUUUGAUGAUCAUAGAAUCUAAUAUAAAUUAUAUACAAAAGAUCGCGAUAGUAGGAGUCUGAUGUGUGACAUGACUGUCAAGAGGGGAGAUAUAUAGAUUACUCGACUUCCUUUCUAGAUAACGCAUAAAGACAAUGCAGGUAUCAAGGAACAAAAUGUUUGAAAGAGAGAGAGAGAAAGAAAGAAAGAAAGAAAGAAAGAAAGAAAGAAUAAAGUAGAGAUUUCAAUAUGCUUGAGGAUCGUAAAUAACAAUCGUUAGCGAUACUGUUUGCACCGCAUACAACACAACAGUUACGACAUUAUUAAUGUCGAAAGGAAAGUAAAUAGUUUAUUCGUCUGAAAUCAAUGUGCUAGUCAGAUUUCCAAGGACGCACAAUGAUGCAAGAGAACACAAACGAAGUUUCUGAGUAACAAAAAAUGAUGAUACGUAUAAAAUUGCAUGUGAGAGAUAUGUUGUUGAAGGAAAAGAAUGAGAGAGAAAGAGUGAAUGAACGAAUUACGUGUAACAAUAACAGAAAACAAAAAAAAAUACUGAGAAUAAGACUAUAGAGGUUUUUUCGAUAAUCCAAUGUGCUCUAGUGUAAUGUUAAUUAUUAUUAUUAUUAUUAUUUUUAUUUUUAUUUUUAUUUUUAUUACUAUUAUUAUUAUUAUUACUUCUAUAUUAUUAACUAUUCAUCGCGUUGCCAAUAUUUGAAUGAACGCUAAAUCAAAGCUAACAUUUAACAAGUUUAGUAAAGUUUCGUGCCAUUGUUGAUUUUUUUUAUUUUUGUUUUAUUGUAUGAAAAUAAAAUAAUAAUAUACGCGGCGUGAAUAAUGAUAUAUGUGUUAAUGCGCAUGUACAUAUAAACAAAUACACAUGCAUAGAUAUUAUGCGUAUGUAUUUACGAUGCGUGCGUCUCUUGCGACGUAGGUCGAUCUUUAUCCUUUUCUUACUAAUUUUAUCAUUGUUAGAGCAGCAAAGAGAUAACAAAGAGUACCGUCGAAAGUCAUCGAGAUGGUAAUCGUUGAAGAUUAUGUUUCGUUUUUUUUUCUUUCCACCUAGUAGUGUUUCUCUGUUUCUAUUAUUUUUUCUUUUUAAUUUUCUUUUCAAUUUUCUUUUCAUUUAUAACAAAAUCAUCAUUGCGCCUUUGCUUCUCGUAUGUAAGAAAAAAUAUAAAUGAAAAAAGAAAAAAGAGCGUGAAUAAAAAAUAAAAAAAAAAAAAUAAAUAAAUAAAUAAACAUAAAUGAAAUAAUUCGAGCGGACAGAGACAGGUUCGUUAUUGUAAUAGAGUAAUGAUAAUAUCAGCGUCUAUAAAAGGAUAGGUUCUUUCUUUCUGGCGUUUUAAUAAUUACGAUUAAUAACACGUUUCACACGGCAGUUAACAGAGCCAAAUCGUGCCAAACAUAUCCAGAUGAAAACAGUAUAAAAAUUAAUCAAGAGAAGGAAAAAAAUACGUGUAAACGUUUUAUGUCUACUACGAAUAAUAGCAUUUUAUUUUCUAAUAUUUGUUAGUUUCUGCUUUUGGAAACAUAACAUAAAAGAUACGCUUCGUUGAUAUAUUAUAGUUGCCUUUUCGAUAUUGCUUGAAGUUCUUUUUUAUUUUUAAAGUUUUGCGGUUCAUUACGAUAACGUUCAGUCAUAUAUAUAAAUAAGUACAUACAUAUACAUACGAGCGUGUGUUUUAUUGAUCCUGAAAAUAAAUUCAUCAAGAAUUAUACGAUAGAUCGUAUAUGUCUCAUAUAGAAGGUUUUUUUUUAUUAUUAAUUUCAUUUUCUUAUUCUUCAAUUGAAGCCAUUUAGCCCAAGUUUAAUGUUAUGUUUUCAUUUCUUUGUUUUUCUUGAUUUUUAUUAUUUUUUUCUUUUCUUUUCUUUUCUUUUUAAACAUUAGACGCAAAGGCAUUACCGUUUUUUUCAAAUAAUAAUAUUGCAAUAAAGAUCUCGAAAAUUAAUUCGUUAAGAGAUCAAUCAUAAUAGAAAUUGUCAUCUUUCGAAUUCAUCCUCUCGAAAAGAUUAAUGUUUCUCAAAACUUUAAUUCUCACAUCUUUGAUGACCAUAUUCCACUUACUUGCUCAUUCAUUCAUUUGUUGAAUCAUUCAUUCAUUCAUUCAUUCAUUCGUUCAUUCAUCAUUCGAAUUAAAUAAAAAGCAUCACAUUUAAAUAGACGCGACGACGGUACGGUCUGUAUCGGUCAUGUAUAUAUGUAUACAUAUAGUAUUAAACAUAAUGUACAACCUACACAUUAUCUAGUAUUUAAGUGAGAGCAAUUAGGAGAGUAUACAUCGUCACUGCCUCCAGCGUUUGGUCGCGCCGACCGUAAUUUUGCGUUUUUCUUGAUAAGUCCACUAAGCUUGCUUUAAUGUUAUUAUUUUUUUUUUGUCAAAAGAAACGAGACAAAUCCAAAAAAAAAAGGACAAAUAUCAAGAGUUUUGAAGAAUAAUUUUUCAUAUUUUUCUUUUUUGUUUCCUUUUUUUUUUUUUUUUUAAAUAUGAUAUAAAAUGUCUUUUUACUAUCAGUUAUAAGACAUUAAGUAAAUUAUUUGUGUGUGUUUAUGAAUUAAUUAUUUAUAAAAAGCGAAAGGAAAGACAAGCGCCGAUCUGAUUUAAUCCUGUUAUUUGGAUAUAUAUACAGGAUCUUUCGCCUAACUAGAGACCAUCUUAAAUAUAUCGUUUAUUUCGUACAAUAGAAAAAAAGUGAAGGAAAAAAUAUUCUGUUUGAAUCUGUCAUCGUGUAUUUUUUUUUUUAAAUGUGACUGCAUAUUUUUAUUACAAUAUUCUUAUAGCUUAUAAAAAAACAAAUCCAUCGAUGUGCAAUAAGUUGUCCUUCAAGUGACCUUUACCGAGAAUAUUGUGAAAAGUACGCGCUCGUGGGUCGGUAAAUGAAGGAACAAAUGCAACUCAACAUGUAAGACAUUCAUAUAAGCAAAAAAUCUUCUUUCGUACAGGAAACAACAUUUCACAAUUUUCAAGGUGACUUUGACAAGGUCAGUUGAAGGUCUACAUAUUGCACUUCGUUGAAUUUUUUUUUUAUAAGUUAUAAGACUGUUGUGAGAAUAUGUAGUCCCAUUGAAAAAAAAAUACGAUGACCUUGAGAACAAAAUUCGGCCCAUCACCUUAUUAGCGCCUUCGAACAAAAUAUUUUUUCCCUCUGACAUUUUUUUCUAUCAUAUGAAUUAAGCGAUAUAUUUAAGGUGGUCUAAUUAGGUCUAAGACUCUGUAUGUAUACAUACAUAGUUUCUUUUUGGUUCUUUUACAUGGAACAAUCGUAAUAAGUUUUACGAAAUUAAUAAAUAAAGAAAUCACAAGCGUCUUUAAAUGUUAUGUUUCGAAUAGUUUAUUAGAUUAAUUUAAUCAGGCAUUAUAAUUAAAAAAAAGGAUGAAGCCUAGCGCGAAUCACAAAACGAGACGUUGAAAUUGUUCAAAAAAACCCUAAUGAUAAUGUAAUAAUUAGUAAGUGCGAUUUUGCUGGAGGUGUUUAAAUAAGGAUUAACGUUAAAUUAACAACUGAGAGAGAGAGAGAGAUAUAUAUUUACGUUAAUUCUUGAUGGUGAUGUGGCUAACGAUUUUGUUCUGACGAUUCUAAUGCUUACAUUAUUCUUACCUUAUCCGACAAAAAAAGUAACUUAUUUGUAUUGUAAUAAAUGAAUGUUAAAUAUUUACACGCUUCUAUAACACAAAUCAGUGACCGGUAUAAAUGCUAGAUUAUUAUCGUAUCGUAAAGCUCUACAUGCUGUUUGUUGCUUGAAAAUAUUUAUCAAAGACAUGAUAUUUCUUUCUAUACUUUAUUCUAUUCUACAUUAACCCUCUAUAGUCCAAAUUUGUUUUACGAUUAUAAAUAAACAAAUUUAUAUCACUUGAAAUAUACAAAAUUAUUAAUUAUAAUGUUAAAUAUAUACACGAAUUAAUAAUAAAUGAAUAAUUUUCAAAGAUAAUAAAAUUUAUUCCGAUAAUUCAAGCUUAAGUUGAUAAUCGUUAUACAAAUUUUUCUUAUUAAUUACCAAAUAAUUAGUUUAACACAAUAUCUAUACAUCAUAUUGGAAAAGAAAAUUAGAUUUAAACAAAAAAAGACGAAAAGCGUGUGGAACCUAUACGCGACUGAAAUGAAACUUUUUAAGUUUCCCCAUGUCGUCUGGAGCAAGUCUUGUCAAUAUUUUCCCAUUUUUCCCUACAACUCAAAGAAUUACAGAGGGUUAAUAUAUAUUUAAUCUCGGGAGAAACAUGUAUAAUUAUUAUUGGCAUAUAAAAAAAAGAACAAUGAGAUCGAUCGAUCGGAAAUUGUCGUGUGCUAUCAAUCGGCUGUUUAAAUAUCAACGAUCGAAGUUUGUUUGUUUGUUUUUUUGUUAUUAUAAGCUGUAAGAGAGAAAAAAGAUAAGAAAAAAAAAAAAGAAAAAAAAAUGGAAAAGAAAAAUCAUUAAUCAGUGGUGUUAUACGAUAAUAUAUGUUGUACGAAAGUUCGACUCGUUCGAUAGUUAGAACUUUCGAGAAUAAUUUAAAAUUUUGCCGACAAAUUCGAAUAUAAUAUACGUAUUCGAAAUGACUGCGAAAUUUGUAAAUUAUUCAGUUCGCGUUAGUAUUAAAUUGAGCUAAUUCUAUUCCAAAUCGAUCUAAUAGUUUAAUUAGAUAAAUUAAAAAACAAAAUCUAAAGCAAAGCUUGUUAACAAAAUUAUGCCGUAAGUUAAUUUUGAAAAGGUUUGCAUCGACGCGAACGAGUAAAUAAUCAAUGUUAUUUAUUAAUGCAAUUCUACUUGGCAGAUGCUCAUAAAAAUUUCAUCAUUAUAUUACUUGCAUACAAAUUUGCACAAUGUGUUUCGAAGUCGUUAAAAUUUUGUAAAAAUAUUUUUUUUAAUUUCUUCUCUCCCCUCGUUCCCCUCAACUUUUAUUUUCAUUUCGAAUGUAUAAAUCUUUUCCUUUUUCAUUAUUCUCGAGACACUUUUGUUCUAAUACCGGCAGUAACGUAAUGUUCAUUUAUGUUAUAAUGUGUAUAUUGUCUAACGUUUCCUUUUUAAAGGAAAAUCUCACUGUCCACUUUCUUCCUAUUUAUAUUAUAUUAUGAACAUCGCGAAUGGGAUAAGAGUUUCGACGUAGAUUAAAGUGACACUGAAAAGAGAACACGAGAGCUUCUGAAAUAAUGAUAAUGAUAACAAUGAUUAAAAUAUAAUUAUAAUGAUGUACGCAUAAUAAAGUUGUCAAGGAUGAUGAUUUUUUCACGCUGACAAAAAUGUAUUACUGUAAAUUACUACUACGAUGAUAUUAAUUGUACUGUUAUUGUAAUUGCUAACUUGACAUAAUAAAGUAUUGCGAUAAAAGAA
Messenger RNA from Polistes canadensis, 10830 nucleotides. It is a transcript of the gene chb, whose product is annotated as CLIP-associating protein 1. Lineage: Eukaryota; Metazoa; Arthropoda; Insecta; Hymenoptera; Vespidae. Bases 113 to 4594 code for a protein of 1493 amino acids. Gene Ontology annotation, biological process: mitotic spindle assembly. Gene Ontology annotation, molecular function: microtubule binding. The record is from RefSeq and is a predicted model, not a curated record. The transcript has 28 exons. Gene Ontology annotation, cellular component: mitotic spindle; spindle microtubule; cytoplasmic microtubule.